Molecule: messenger RNA, 8272 nt
Organism: Cydia pomonella (codling moth)
Lineage: Eukaryota; Metazoa; Arthropoda; Insecta; Lepidoptera; Tortricidae
Gene: SPoCk
Product: calcium-transporting ATPase type 2C member 1-like
Exons: 19
Coding region: 226-4728 (1500 amino acids)
Biological process (GO): calcium ion transmembrane transport; manganese ion transport; intracellular calcium ion homeostasis
Cellular component (GO): endoplasmic reticulum; Golgi membrane; plasma membrane
Molecular function (GO): ATP hydrolysis activity; P-type calcium transporter activity; ATP binding
Source: RefSeq, a predicted model, not a curated record
UAACAAAAUUCCCGGCAUUUCGGCUGUUCUUCACAGCUGGCAACAUCAGUUAUAUGUCAAACUGUAUCAUUCAGUGAAUACAUUCAUUUCGUCCAUUCAUUCCUUGUUGCGAAUGUCAUUCACUCACCACCUGUCAGUUUGUGUCUGUCGUUCGUGGAUCGUGUUGUGGUUUUCGGUGCUCAAAAAUGUAUUUCGAGGCCUAAGCCCAAAUACAUUGUGUUAACAAUGAAAAGUAGUCCCAGUCGUAAAUAUGAGAGUUUUACCAACGAGCAGCAAGGGAAGGAAACGGAUAAAUACUCGCUAGACAGUCAAGACACCGCCAGUCUGCAUUCCAACCCGGAGGAGCGGCGUGUUAUCGACGUGGGAGUGGGCGCCGGCGACAUGUGGAUCAGCGCCGUAGAAGGGUCCAUCCUCACCUGGGAGGAGGUAGCUGACCGCCUCCACGUAGACGUCCGCCGCGGCCUAUCAUGGCGGGAGGCGAACGAUCGAAUGAACUUCGUCGGCCCCAACGAGUUCCAAGUCAAAGAAGAGGAUCCGCUGUGGAAGAAGUAUAUUGAGCAGUUCCAGAACCCGUUGAUACUGCUGCUACUUGGUUCCGCCGUAGUGAGCAUCAUCAUGCGUCAAUACGACGACGCCAUCUCCAUAACCGUGGCCAUCAUGAUUGUUGUCACAGUCGCCUUCGUCCAAGAAUAUCGCUCCGAGAAGUCACUUGAAGAACUUAAUAAACUCGUCCCGCCUACUUGUAACUGCCUCCGCGAAGGCAGCAUCGAGCAUUUCCUCGCGCGAAACCUCGUUCCCGGCGAUAUAGUCCAUCUCAACGUCGGCGACCGAGUUCCAGCCGACUUACGACUAUUCGAUUCUACGGACUUAGCUAUAGAUGAAAGUUCAUUUACUGGAGAGACGGAGCCAGCGGUUAAGAAUAUACUACCGAAUAAGGCGGCUGCUGGGAGGGUCAAUAAGGAUAAUAUAGCGUUUAUGGGAACGCUGGUGCGGUGCGGUAAUGCUAAGGGUAUUGUGGUCAGCACAGGCGAGCGCUCCGAAUUCGGCGACAUCUUUCGCAUGAUGCAAGCCGAAGAAGCCCCUAAGACCCCCCUGCAGAAGUCCAUGGACACCCUUGGAGCCCAGCUGUCCCUGUACUCCUUCUGUAUCAUCGGCUUCAUCAUGGUGGCGGGCUGGCUUCAAGGGAAAGCGCUGCAGGAGAUGUUCACCAUUAGUGUCAGUUUGGCUGUCGCUGCUAUUCCUGAGGGGCUACCCAUCGUGGUGACCGUGACUCUUGCCUUGGGUGUGAUGCGAAUGGCCAAACGCAACGCGAUCGUGAAGAAACUACCCACCGUCGAGACUCUGGGCUGUGUUAACGUCAUUUGCAGUGAUAAGACCGGAACGCUAACGAAGAACGAGAUGACAGUGACCUGCAUGUCAACUUCCGGCGGCCAUAUUGCGGAAGUUCGCGGCGCGGGCUACAACGCACGCGGCGAUAUCCAACUACGUGCUUAUAAGGGACGAGACUUGGAUGUAGCACGAUCUGCUCUUCAAAGCAUGCUCGAGGUGGGCGUCCUAUGCAACAACGCCGUUAUUCGCGACGAAACUCUAUACGGGCAACCGACAGAGGGCGCUUUACUCGCGGCGGCCAUGAAAAACGGAAUGGAUGACGUCAGAGAACAGUAUACGAGGCUGCAUGAGAUACCAUUCAGUUCAGAAACAAAAAUGAUGGUAGUGAAGUGCGCCCCAAAAUUCAACGAUGGCAAGCUGAAAGAAGAAGUGUUUGUAAAGGGAGCCAUAGAGAAGAUAUUACCGCUUUGCACUCAGUAUAUCGAUAGUGCGGGCAACUACUCUCCAGUCACCAAAGAAAAGCAGAAUGACUUCAUGACUGAGGCGUACAAUAUUGGCAGAAUGGGUCUCCGAAUCAUAGCUUUAGCCCGCGGCGCGUCGCUCGACGCACUCACAUUCACGGGCGUGUGCGGCGUGUGCGACCCGCCGCGGCCCUCCGUGCGCGACGCCAUCGCCACGCUGCGCCGCGCCGCCGUCGACGUCAAGAUGCUGACGGGCGACGCCAGGCCCACCGCCCUCGCUGUCGGUACGUAUAUACUGACUCGCGCUAACAUCGCCACGCUGCGCCGCGCCGCCGUCGACGUCAAGAUGCUGACGGGCGACGCCAGGCCCACCGCCCUCGCUGUCGGUACGUAUAUACUGACUCGCGCUAACAUCGCCACGCUGCGCCGCGCCGCCGUCGACGUCAAGAUGCUGACGGGCGACGCCAGGCCCACCGCCCUCGCUGUCGGUACGUAUAUACUGACUCGCGCUAACAUCGCCACGCUGCGCCGCGCCGCCGUCGACGUCAAGAUGCUGACGGGCGACGCCAGGCCCACCGCCCUCGCUGUCGGUACGUAUAUACUGACUCGCGCUAACAUCGCCACGCUGCGCCGCGCCGCCGUCGACGUCAAGAUGCUGACGGGCGACGCCAGGCCCACCGCCCUCGCUGUCGGUACGUAUAUACUGACUCGCGCUAACAUCGCCACGCUGCGCCGCGCCGCCGUCGACGUCAAGAUGCUGACGGGCGACGCCAGGCCCACCGCCCUCGCUGUCGGUACGUAUAUACUGACUCGCGCUAACAUCGCCACGCUGCGCCGCGCCGCCGUCGACGUCAAGAUGCUGACGGGCGACGCCAGGCCCACCGCCCUCGCUGUCGGUACGUAUAUACUGACUCGCGCUAACAUCGCCACGCUGCGCCGCGCCGCCGUCGACGUCAAGAUGCUGACGGGCGACGCCAGGCCCACCGCCCUCGCUGUCGGUACGUAUAUACUGACUCGCGCUAACAUCGCCACGCUGCGCCGCGCCGCCGUCGACGUCAAGAUGCUGACGGGCGACGCCAGGCCCACCGCCCUCGCUGUCGGUACGUAUAUACUGACUCGCGCUAACAUCGCCACGCUGCGCCGCGCCGCCGUCGACGUCAAGAUGCUGACGGGCGACGCCAGGCCCACCGCCCUCGCUGUCGGUACGUAUAUACUGACUCGCGCUAACAUCGCCACGCUGCGCCGCGCCGCCGUCGACGUCAAGAUGCUGACGGGCGACGCCAGGCCCACCGCCCUCGCUGUCGGUACGUAUAUACUGACUCGCGCUAACAUCGCCACGCUGCGCCGCGCCGCCGUCGACGUCAAGAUGCUGACGGGCGACGCCAGGCCCACCGCCCUCGCUGUCGGUACGUAUAUACUGACUCGCGCUAACAUCGCCACGCUGCGCCGCGCCGCCGUCGACGUCAAGAUGCUGACGGGCGACGCCAGGCCCACCGCCCUCGCUGUCGGUACGUAUAUACUGACUCGCGCUAACAUCGCCACGCUGCGCCGCGCCGCCGUCGACGUCAAGAUGCUGACGGGCGACGCCAGGCCCACCGCCCUCGCUGUCGGUACGUAUAUACUGACUCGCGCUAACAUCGCCACGCUGCGCCGCGCCGCCGUCGACGUCAAGAUGCUGACGGGCGACGCCAGGCCCACCGCCCUCGCUGUCGGUACGUAUAUACUGACUCGCGCUAACAUCGCCACGCUGCGCCGCGCCGCCGUCGACGUCAAGAUGCUGACGGGCGACGCCAGGCCCACCGCCCUCGCUGUCGGUACGUAUAUACUGACUCGCGCUAACAUCGCCACGCUGCGCCGCGCCGCCGUCGACGUCAAGAUGCUGACGGGCGACGCCAGGCCCACCGCCCUCGCUGUCGCUCAAAUGGUCGGCCUGGACGUGCUGCACUCCCAAUCUCUCUCCGGCGACCAGUUGGACACGAUGUCGGACGACGAGUUGGACCGAGUCAUCGAUUCGGUCAGCGUGUUUUAUCGAGUUACUCCGAAACAUAAGUUAUCGAUAGUGAAAUCGCUGCAGCGGCUAGGAAAUAUUGUUGGGAUGACUGGGGACGGUGUAAACGACGGUGUCGCGUUAAAACGCGCCGACAUCGGCAUUGCUAUGGGAAACGGCACGGAUGUGUGUAAGGAGGCUGCCGAUAUGAUACUAGUCGACGAUGACUUUGCUACUAUCAUCGCGGCGAUAGAAGAAGGCAAAUGCAUCUUCUACAACAUCCGUAACUUCGUCCGCUUCCAGCUGUCCACGUCCAUCGCCGCGUUAUCGCUCAUCGCGCUCGCCACGCUCAUGAGCAUACCCAACCCGCUCAAUGCCAUGCAGAUUCUGUGGAUCAACAUUAUUAUGGAUGGUCCCCCAGCGCAGUCCCUCGGCGUAGAACCCGUCGACCACGAAGUGGUUCGUCGCCGACCAAGAGACACGUCACGAAGAAUCAUUUCUCGAGCUCUCCUCGCUAAUGUCUUAUUAUCGGCUGCUAUCAUCAUCGCUGGGACGCUGUGGGUGUUCAACAGAGAGAUGUCAGACAACAAGAUAACCCCCCGUGACACGACGAUGACCUUCACCUGCUUCGUCCUAUUCGACAUGUUCAACGCGCUCUCCUGCCGCUCGCAAACCAAGUCCGUGUUCCAAGUGGGGCUGCUCUCCAACAAGAUGUUCCUGGCGGCCGUCUCGCUCAGCCUGCUGGGGCAGGCGCUGGUGGUGUACUGCGCGCCGCUGCAGCGCGUGUUCCUCACCGAGUCGCUCACUGGACACGAUAUCAUCUUCCUAGUAUGCUUAACUUCGAGCGUAUUUAUCGUGAGCGAAAUAAAGAAAUUAGUGGAGCGUUCGCUCAAGAAGCGUUCUUUUGGCAAGUUCCCGACCAAGUCGCACGACGCGCUGGACUUCGUAUGACAGGAGGAGCGGAAGGAGCAGUAAGUCACAGUGCACUCAAAGAGACGUGUUGUGAAACGGACAGUAUACAAUACUUAUGUCCAUCAUCUUCAGUGCACCUCCGAGAAUCUUCAACAAACGAUUUUAGAGUUUCAAACGUUGUUCUAUCUGAUAGUGAUAAUUUUGUGCAACUCGGAGACUCUUCAACAGGCGUGCAGCACACAGUUUCUAGCGACCCCGCGCAUCGCAUAGAUUCAGAUGUGUCUCAAUCUCAUGAUAAUUUCUUGCGCCUCAGAGACUCUUGGUCAGGUGAGGACCCCUUACUUAGAGAUUCAAACGUGUUUCUGUCUCAUAGUGAUAAUUUCGUGCACCUCCGAGACUCUUCAUCAAGUGAUCCGGUCCAACUUAGAGUGUCCGACGUGUUUUUAUCGCGUAGUGACAAUGAGUAUGCUAAAGAUUUGUAUAGAGCGGUCGAAAGGGAUGAUGGUGAAUGUUUUAGCAGCUGGCUUGGUGAACCGUUGGAUGGUGAGAGUAAGGUUCAGAUUGGUUAAAUUGUACUCGUGUAAAAGUAUGGUUAGUGAAUCUAGAUACAGCAGUGCUUGAUAAACCACGUCACUUUGGCCAUAGAGAAUUUGAAAUAGAGGUGGAUUGUCUAAAAAUUGUAGCCACAGUGAAUUUACUGCCAUCUUUCUACACAUAAUUAAAUCUUUUAUAACGCCAUUUGACUUUGAUCCUUAUUUUUCACUGAUAUGUGUUAAAUUUGUUAAAUAUCAAAUUGUGGCGCCAUCUUACCGGGCAUCGGCUAAAGGUUGUGGCGCCAUCGCUCGAAACGAUGCCGCCAUACCUUUGGCCUUUGAUCUAUUAGAUGGCGCCACAAUUUGAUAUUUAACAAAUUUAACACAUAUCAGUGAAAAAUAAGGAUCAAAGUCAAAUGGCGUUAUAAAAGAUUUAAUCAUGUGUUGAAAGAUGGCAGUAAAUUUACUGUGGCUACAAUUCUUUGACAAUCCACCUCUAUUUCAAAUUCUCUUUGCUUUGGGAUAGAGAUAAACCGUUUUUAAAUUGCGUGCCCCUCCCAACAGCCUAAACUAAUAUUUAUAAACGCAACUAUAAUGAAUUUUGUUUUGUUUCUUUGUGUAACAUUAUUAUUUAUUAGUUGUGACCAUAGAUGCUUUAUACUCUGUAUCUUUAGGUAUUUAAAUAAAAGUAAACAAACAAUUUGUACAUUUUCGGGUAGUUAUAAUAUUUAUUGGUUAACCAACCAAAUACAAAACCGUCUGGAUCUGUCACUGAACGACCUGACUUUAACCUACAUUAUUGAAUGAAUAAAUUAAAGUUUAUUCACGAAAACAUAUGGUACAGUAAAUAUCAUUAAGUUUACAUUAAUUUGAUCAUGUAAUGUUUUCAAUUACCCUCAACUGGCUUAAAGAGCCAUUUGAGGGUAGAUUUUGUUUACUUUUAUUUAAAUACAUAAAGAUACAGAGUAUCGUUCGAGGGGCGUGUAAUUGAAAAAAUGUCAUUAGUGAAUCAUUACUGUGGAAAUCUUCUUACUUUGUAACAAGUAACUAUUGUUAACCACACUUUAAAACUAAGAACCAAAUGUAUGGCAUCCUGUGAACACAGCAAUAGUUAGAAACAGUCUGCCCAUCUAAUUAUGACUUAAUAGAAAAUGGUUUAGAAACCUUCUAGUGUAUACUAUCAAGUCUAAUUUGAAAUGUUUGAUGACAGAAAUGAAUACUUAUUGAAAUAUUAGUUUGAAAACUAGUUUUCAAGAUAUCUUACAAAUUAUUGAGCGGUAAAAAUAGUAAAAAAUUGUGUUUGUAGAAUUUAUAAGUUUAGGUAAUCGACAUUAACUCUCAAUGUAAAACGCAACAAUUGUAGUUUUAAGGGGCUCCCUGACGCCAAUAACUUUCGAUCUUAGUUUUCAAAUAUUUUUUGUAGCUCAUCAUAUUAACAACAACGUCUUUAAGUAAUAUAAUAUGUAAUAUCCCAUAUUUACUUCAUUGUUUACGAGAUAUUUGGCAUCGAAGUUGAACAAUUUCCAAAAAACUGGUUUCCUGGCCAUAACUUUUGUAUUAAUAAAUUUUAUAUAAAAAUCUCUGACCAAUUUUUAGAGACGUCAAAGACGAAGCCAAAUAUGUCUAUUUCGUAUAUGUAAGAUCCUUCAUAUCAAUCGAGUAACGAAAAAAGUAAAAAGUUUUUAGAUAAUGUUUUUAAAAAAAUCAUAAAAAAAUAAGUAUUCAUUUCUUUCAAAAUCCGGCAGACCAGAAUGGACAUAAAAGAUAAAAAAACCGAUAACCCUUUGUCUUAUAAUUCUGUCUGUAGUGCAAAUGGGUGAAUCAACUGUUUUUUGUUUUGUUAUCCUGUCCCGUUGUCCAAGGGACAACAGUGGCACAGUUUGUUUGAAGAGACGUUGUAUGCCGAUCUAUUAACAUGCUUAGUAGGGGGCCCAUUAUGGACAUUGGUUAUAACGACCACAAAAACGCAAGUUUAAUACAUUUAAGUACCAUAAAAUCAGUAUUUCAAUGAACUUUUGUCCCCUGGACAACUAAUCGUAACCAUGGCAACGAGUGACGCUAAAAAGUUGAUUCUCCCAAAUGUAGGAGUUAGGACUCAAAACUUGUCAAAAUUCUAUGAAAACCGCGGGGAGCCCUUUAUUAAUAUAGAUUGAGUAUUAAAAGGUAUGUUCGUCCUACUCGCGCUCAAGUUUAGUGAGAUAGAAACACAGCUCUCGCUUUGACAUAUAGGCGUAUAGUGACAUCGCGAGAUUUAUGGCCUUGGAAACUAAUGAUAAAAUUAUUUGAAUGAAAUUUAACCCUUUAUAAGGCAUAAGGAUGUCAGAAAUUAUGCAAAAUUGAACCCCAUCACUUUGAAAUAAAGUUCAAAACAUGGAAAAUAUAUUCCCUCUACCUACAACGUAACAUACAACUGUAAAACAUAUUGUGUGAAAAUAUCUAGUUAUUUAGAUUGAAUAAAUUUUGGACGGCAGAGGAAUAAUAUUUAAAAACUAUGAUGUAUGACAUUAAACACUUUAUUUCGUAACCACAGAAAUAGCUAGGCGGGUAAGGUGUUCAAAAUGAUCUACACACACUUUUAUUUCUAACAGUUAUGCUCAGAUCAUUUUGACCAAUCUGCUUAGCUACUUCUGCUCCUUGAUUGCAUGUUGGAAUGCUUUUACGAGAUCGUUAUAGUAAUUUGAAAAAGGACCUAGUUGCAUGUAAGUAAGGUCCAUUUUGGAAUGUAUGAACACGCCGUAAUUUCGCAAAAGAGGUGACAUCUAGUUGAAGAAAUUAGUAACUUAAUAUUUUCCUAUUCAUUUUAAUUUAUUUUUCUACGGUUUUUGUGAAUGCCUCAGUAUUUUGUCGAAUUUUUUAACUAUUAUUUAUUUAUAAGUGUAAUUUAAUAAAUAUGUUGUGAUUAUGAUUUUUUUUAAGUAAAUGAAUUUUAGUUUAAUUUUGUACUGAUUGCUAGAUUAUAUUCCUCUUAUUUUUUUACUGUGGCAUGUUUUUAAAUAGGGCCAUAGAGUAAGUAAGCAUAGAGUGCUCGCACUAUACAUAAUUUAAAACUU